This is a messenger RNA of Arachis stenosperma, 990 nucleotides long. RefSeq names its product sm-like protein LSM4. NCBI's taxonomy places the organism in Eukaryota, Viridiplantae, Streptophyta, Magnoliopsida, Fabales, Fabaceae. Gene Ontology annotation, biological process: mRNA splicing, via spliceosome; P-body assembly; nuclear-transcribed mRNA catabolic process. Gene Ontology annotation, cellular component: U6 snRNP; P-body; spliceosomal tri-snRNP complex. Gene Ontology annotation, molecular function: U6 snRNA binding. The transcript is spliced from 7 exons. The record is from RefSeq and is a predicted model, not a curated record. The coding region runs from base 199 to 651 and encodes 150 amino acids.
CAGAUUUUUUUUUUUUUGGUGAAGUUUCAAAUUGAUGCUCAGAAACUCUGUUCCAAAAAAAACUUUCUUUUUAGCAUCUCAAAUUCAACAGCUUCAUCCAACUCUCUCCUCCUUCGCUUGUUCAGCUCCUCGUAUAUUCAAAACCUUCAAAGCGCUCUCUGUUGCAUAAUCAAACCUUAAACCACAACCACCGUCGACAUGCUGCCCCUUUCUCUUCUGAAGACUGCCCAAGGUCACCCAAUGUUGGUGGAGCUGAAAAAUGGAGAGACUUACAACGGGCAUUUGGUGAAUUGUGAUACAUGGAUGAACAUCCAUCUAAGAGAAGUCAUUUGUACCUCUAAAGACGGAGAUAGAUUUUGGCGAAUGCCGGAAUGCUACAUUCGUGGAAACACAAUCAAGUAUCUUCGAGUUCCUGAUGAGGUUAUUGACAAAGUUCAGGAAGAAACCAAGAGCCGUGGAGAUCGCAAACCGCCUGGUGUUGGACGUGGAAGGGGAAGGGGGAGAGAGGAUGGUCCUGGUGGACGGCCAGCAAAAGGAAUGGGCCGUGGCCUUGACGAAGGUGGAGCUAAAGGGCCAGGAGGAGGCCGAGGCAGGGGGGGCCCAGGUGGAAAGCCUGGUGGUAACAGAGGUGCAGGGAGAGGUAGAGGUUGAUACAACUGUUACAUGGAACUACUUCAUAUGGUCCAGUUGCUAGUUUUAGAGGCAUCGGAUCCCUGCUCAACAGAUUGCUGUUUGUGAUUCCCUUGCAUUCUUGGUGUAGGUUUCCAGUGUUUUUUGUUCUUGCAUUUAGAGUCGCAAAAAUGCAGAUAUUACAACUCACCAAAGUGAUGAUGGUGAUAAUGUUAAUUGUUGAAAUAGAAUACAUCCACCCCCAUCAUUCAUAUGCUUAGAAAUGCUCCUUCCGAUUGUACACUAAAUGUUUGGGUGGUCCAACUUAAAUUGUUUGUUCUAGUGAUUUUGAGGCAUGGUAUGGAUAAGUUCUUGAAUUGA